Molecule: messenger RNA, 468 nt
Organism: Strongylus vulgaris
Lineage: Eukaryota; Metazoa; Nematoda; Chromadorea; Rhabditida; Strongylidae
Source: the annotation of a GenBank genome assembly
AUGCCGAUCGAUAUGUGGUCCCUCGGCUGUAUUCUAGCCGAGCUUCUCACUGGCUAUCCGCUCCUCCCUGGUGAGGACGAGAAUGAUCAGCUUGCCUUAAUUAUUGAGUUGCUAGGAAUGCCACCGAACAAGGUUUUAGAAAACGCCAAAAGGGCCCGCACGUUUAUUUCGUCCAAAGGAUAUCCUCGCUAUUGCACCGCAUCCGUCAUGCCGGAUGGCUCCGUGGUGUUAAGUGGAGCCCGAAGCAAACGAGGGAAAAUGCGUGGCCCACCAGGCAGUCGAAGUUGGAAUACAGCGCUCAAGAAUAUGGGCGACGAGCUCUUCAUCGACUUUAUGAAGCGAUGUCUUGACUGGGAUCCGGAAACGCGAAUGACCCCAGCUCAAGCACUGAAGCAUCAGUGGCUGCGUCGCCGUCUGCCAUGCCCUCCCCGUCGCGACGAUGCCGCUGCCGACGCAGAAGGCGUGUAG